Messenger RNA from Calypte anna (Anna's hummingbird), 2499 nucleotides. RefSeq names its product hexosaminidase subunit alpha (gene HEXA). The record is from RefSeq and is a predicted model, not a curated record. Bases 30 to 1604 code for a protein of 524 amino acids. The transcript is spliced from 14 exons. Gene Ontology annotation, molecular function: beta-N-acetylhexosaminidase activity. Gene Ontology annotation, cellular component: membrane. Gene Ontology annotation, biological process: ganglioside catabolic process; carbohydrate metabolic process; glycosaminoglycan metabolic process. NCBI's taxonomy places the organism in Eukaryota, Metazoa, Chordata, Aves, Apodiformes, Trochilidae.
GCCCCCUGCUUCAGCCUGCGGGGCGCGACAUGGCGGCCGUGCGGGUGCUGCGGGUGCUGCUGCUGCUGCUGGAGCCGGCGGCCGCCCUGUGGCCUCAGCCCCAAGCCCAGCGCUCCCCGCCGGCCAGCGGGCGCUGUCCAUUGCCUCCCCGCCGCUUCCGUUUCGCCCACGCCAACGACUCGGCCGUGGGGCCGGGCUGCGCCGUGCUGCAGGCGGCUUUCCAGCGGUACUGGGCGCUGCUCUUCGCCGCCGCCCGCCCGACCGAGGAUGAGCCACCCUGGGGAACACCCUGCACUCAGCUUCUCGUCUUCGUUGCCACACCAGGAUGUGAUGGGUUUCCCAGCCUGGACUCCAAGGAAAACUAUAAGCUGUCCGUCUCCGAAGGCUCUUUGCUGCUCUCUGCAGAUGCUGUCUGGGGAGCUCUCAGAGGCCUGGAAACAUUCAGCCAGCUGGUUGGGAGAGAUGAGAAUGGCACGUACUACAUCAACAAAACAGAAAUUGUGGACUUUCCCCGCUUCCCUCACCGAGGACUCUUGCUGGACACCUCUCGUCACUACUUGCCUCUGCGAGCCAUCCUGGAAACUCUGGACGUCAUGGCUUACAACAAGUUCAAUGUGUUUCACUGGCACAUUGUGGAUGACCCAUCUUUCCCUUAUGAAAGCCUGACCUUCCCAGAGCUCAGCAAGCAGGGAGCCUUCAAUGCCAUGACCCACGUGUACACAGCCAGCGAUGUGCAGACGGUGAUUGAGUACGCACGGCUGCGCGGCAUCCGAGUGGUCGCUGAGUUUGACACUCCAGGGCACACGCUCUCCUGGGGUCCAGGUGCUCCAGGCCUCCUGACUCCCUGCUAUCUUGGCAAGGAACCUUCUGGGUCCUAUGGGCCCAUCAACCCCAUCCUUAACAGCACCUAUCAGUUUGUGACCAGCUUGUUUAAAGAGGUCAGCACGGUGUUCCCAGACUUCUUCCUUCACCUCGGUGGCGAUGAGGUGGACUUCACAUGCUGGAAAUCCAAUCCAAAAAUUAAUGCCUUCAUGAAGGAGAUGGGCUUUGGUGAAGAUUACAAGAAAUUAGAGUCUUUCUACAUCCAGAGGCUUCUGGACAUUGUCUCUUCCCUUGGCAAAGGCUAUAUUGUGUGGCAGGAGGUAUUUGACAAUGGAGUGAAGGUGAGGCCGGACACCAUUAUCCACGUGUGGAAAGAGAACUCCACUCCGUACAUGGAGGAGAUGGGGAAUGUCACCAGGGCUGGCUACCGGGCUCUGCUCUCUGCCCCCUGGUACCUCAACCGCAUCUCCUACGGGCAGGACUGGAUAGCAGCCUACCAGGUGGAGCCCUUGGAGUUUGAAGGCAGCCCUGAGCAGAAGGAGCGAGUGAUCGGUGGCGAGGCCUGCAUGUGGGGGGAAUAUGUGGACGUCACUAACCUGGCCCCCAGGCUCUGGCCCAGGGCUGGAGCCGUAGCUGAGAGACUGUGGAGCAACAAAACCGUCAGGGACCUGCAGGAUGCCUACAUGCGGCUGGCUGAAUUCCGCUGCAGGCUUCUGGGGCGGGGUGUCCCAGCGCAGCCUCUCUACAUCGGAUACUGUGACAAUGAAUUUGGUGGGUUGUGAUGGGAGUGUCCCACAGCCCCAGGUGGCUGUGUACACAGGAGGGGUGAUCCCUCUCUCUUAACAGCUGCUGCCUCGGCAGAGGGACCUUUUCCCACCCCAGCUCCUGCUCUUCCUUUCUUGCAAUUAAUUUUUUUUCCUUUGUGCACACUCUUUGCCACUUUUUCUAUUUUUAUUUCUUUAAAUCUAUAAAUAAAUGACCCCAAAGAGGAAAAAAGGUGCCUUUUCAUGCUUAGUUGGGCCUUGGGAAGGCAUCGCAAGGGGUUUUGUUAGCAAGAGAUGGGUAGGGCUUGCUCCAGAGAUGCCGGUGGAGGAGCAUCCUCCUGGUGGCUCUGGAGUAUGCUGGGUAUCUCCUCAGAUGGAUGAACUUUUCUUAGUCUCUGCUGCUACCAGGCUCUGUCCCUGCAGAGAGAAGGUGAUGAGAAGGUAUGGGCUUCCCCAGUUUUCUCCUUUACCACCCACCAUCUGGAUGUGUAUCAGGAUAAGUGACAAAGCCACCGUGGUUUUGCUUCUGUGGUCUUUUGUGCACCGGCAGUCAAUGCUGUGGUGUUGUUUCCUGUCCUUAUCUCUUCUGCCUGUGUCCCUGCCUGCAGGCCACCAUCUCUGUGGCCUGAAACCCUCUCCACAGUCACCUCUUCUUCUGGCUUCUCCUCCCAAGAAGGCACCCUGGAGGCUCUCCAGGGAGACGUCAAACCCACUAAGCUGAGCAGCACAUGGAUUUUACGUAGUCUCUGCUCAGGAGUUGGCCAAGUGGUCCAUCCUCCUCCUGCUCUGUUGCCCUUGAUGAAGGGAGCUCAGCUCCAGGUCUCCUAUAUCUAAAGGAGUUUGAUUAAUGUUUUCUUUGAAGAAGAGACCAGUGUUGCUGCUGUCCUGCAGACCUGAGACAAUCAUGGUUCUU